Molecule: messenger RNA, 1557 nt
Organism: Rhodamnia argentea
Lineage: Eukaryota; Viridiplantae; Streptophyta; Magnoliopsida; Myrtales; Myrtaceae
Product: aspartic proteinase CDR1-like
Exons: 1
Coding region: 1-1302 (433 amino acids)
Cellular component (GO): extracellular region
Source: RefSeq, a predicted model, not a curated record
AUGACCAGCAGCAAUGCCACCGAAAGCAUUGGUACUAGCAGUGUGCCGAAGAGGGUGGUGGCGAAACUGAUCCACCGCAAUUCUAUCCGAUCGCCACUCUAUGACCCUAGUCAUACUGACAUUGAUUGUGCCAAGUUCGCUCUAGAAAAUUCCAUUGCACGCUUUGCCAUGAUUGAGCAGAAGAUGAAGAGCUGCAAGGUAAACGUGCCGUGCUCAGACAACAUUCAAGCGAACCUACGUGCAAAAAAAUUUGUGGCCGUGUUCUUUGUGGAGUUUUACAUAAAAGACACAUCUCACCCCGUGCUUGCGGUCAUGGACACUGGAAGUACCCUUCUCUGGGUUCAUUGCAUUCCUUGUGAAAAUUGUGCUCAAGCCUCUGUCCCGAUAUACAAUCCUAGCACAUCCUCAACGUAUACAAAUGUAUCUUGCCUGUCAGAAUAUUGUGACACUUUACAUCAUCCGACAUGUGAUGAGCGCAAAAACUGCAAGUACGUGGUAGAAUAUGUAGGCGCACCCCGAACAGAAGGGAUACUUGCCAGAGAGUCACUCAUAUUUGACACUUCCGAUGAAGGGCUACUAACCAUACCAAAUGUCAUCUUCGGUUGCAGUCAUGAGAGUAGGGAGAAGCCAGAUUCAGUUAUGGGAGUGUUUGGACUAAAUAGUAAUAAGUUGUCUGUAGCUACCCAACUAGGAAACAAAUUCUCCUAUUGUGUUGGAAAAGUUAAAGAUCCUUCCUAUGAAUACAACCAGUUAAUUUUAGGGGAAGGGGCCAUCCUUGAGGGUGACUCAACACCCCUAGAUCUAUAUAAGGGUUUCUACUUUGUCACUUUGGAAGGGAUAAGUCUAGGAGGAGCUCUGCUUGAUAUUCCUAGAGCUGUAUUCGAGCGAACAGCUUCAGGAAAUGGUGGGGUCAUGAUCGACUCGGGAGGAGAGAGCAGUGUUUUAACCCAACGAGCGUACGAGGAGCUUGCCGACGCGGUAAGAGAGAUGUCGGAGCUGAAAAGUUGGUUCAAGCGCGAUGAAGAUUUCAAUGCAUUGUGCUUUGAAGGUGAUGUUAACAAGGACACCAAGGGAUUUCCUGUCGUCACUUUCCAUUUUAGUGGCGGUGCCGAGCUGGGAUUAGAGGCAGACAGCUUGUUCUCUCAAUCUUCAUUGACGUAUUUCUGCAUGACGGUGAUGGAAAGUCCCAGUGACUACUCCGUGAUUGGAAUGAAUGCUCAGCAGUUCUAUAACAUGGAAUACGACAUUUCAGGGAAAAAAAUGUACUUGAGGAGGAUGGACUGCGAACUCCUCGAUGAAUGAUGGGUUUCAGAAGCAUCAUCUUGGCCAUUAGCCCGCUGGUUUUAAACUGUCGCUUUCUUCUUUGGCUUCUAGCUCAGUUUAUGCAAUCACCUUUCCCAACAUGCACACACUUUGCAGUUAUUACAUUGGCUGUAACUCCUUCUAACAUUCUUUUUUUCCCUUUCUGUUUAUGUCAGACUAUAUUUCUUUCUGCGUUUUCGGUUUCUUUUCAUUCUGUAAGGUUUCGCAUGGCUCUCUAUUCAUACAGAACUAGCU